GGUAGAGUCACAUGAAAAGGCAACGUAAAUGCCACGUUGGAGACGACGUAAGGAGUGGCCUACAUAAUACAUAUUACAAAUCAUAGUUUAUCCAGAACAACUCUCUGUUUAUACCAUUGCGGUUUCCUACUCCAUAUAUAAUACCGCCUUCAUUCAACCUAUUUCUUUCAUCUUCUCUGCUCCAUUCUAACCUCUGCGGAUAACUCUCUCACUAUAAUCCUUAAGAACCCGCUCUCUUGAUUCACCGUUCAUUUCAAGCUCCCCGGCGUUCUUCAACUCUACCCACACUCUAAUCUUGGAAACUCGUGAAUGGCAAUGGAACAUCAGGUCCAACGACAGGUUGCGCCAAUCCCCUUGAGCGAGAGGUGGAAAUCCCUCGCACCCGGGGCGGAUGAGUUGGAAAGCAAUCCAUCUGGAGGUUUCGACUGCAAUAUUUGCCUGGAUCUUGUGCAGGAUCCAGUGGUUACGAUCUGCGGCCAUCUCUACUGUUGGCCCUGCAUAUACAAAUGGAUGCAUUCCCAGAAUAACUGUGCUGAAGAUGGUGAUCACCAACACCCACAGUGCCCUGUUUGCAAGGCCGAAGUUUCAGAGAAGACCUUGAUUCCUCUCUAUGGCCGUGGCCUAACCACAAAGAAGGCUCCCAAUCUUGGCAUUGUGAUACCACAGAGGCCUCCAAGUCCAAGAUGGGGUGGUCAGGGUCAGGGUCAGGGUCAUGUCCUGAUACCGGCUGCAACCCCCAACGGUUCCCAAUAUCUCCAUCACCGAGGCUAUCCACAGAACGCUCCAUCGUACCAGCCUUAUCCUGGCAGUUACAGCGUCCCGCCCAUGCUUAACCUCAGUGGCACUGCAACUAAUGCACUGAACCAUCCAAUGAUUGGGAUGAUUGGGGAAAUGGUUUAUUCAGGGAUGUUUAGGAACUCGGGAUCGAACUUAUACACGUAUCCCAACUCUUAUCAUCUGGCUGCUGGUGGCUCUACUCCAAGGCAGAGAAGGCAAAUUCUGCAGGCUGAUAGAUCACUUGGCAGGCUGUGUUUUUUCCUUUGCUGUUGUGUAGUAUUAUGUCUUCUCUUGUUUUGAUCCCCCCCCCCCCCCCCCCUCCUGCUCUUAUCAUACCUGUAAAAAGCCCCCUAGUUGUUUAGUGAAUCAUGGGUACAAAGCUUCAGUCCUUGGUUCCCUCCAUCCAAUUAAAGAUUUCAUGUCUAAGCUUGUGUAGAGAAGGUGAAGAUGUGAUUACUAUGAUGUACCAAAAUUUUGAAAACUAAAAGGCAUCUGGUUUCUUCUCCACUGCAUAUGAGUGUAAUGGAUUUCUCUAUUUUAUU
Ipomoea nil (Japanese morning glory) is the source of this 1319-nucleotide messenger RNA. Its product is annotated as E3 ubiquitin-protein ligase RMA1H1-like. Gene Ontology annotation, cellular component: endoplasmic reticulum. The coding region runs from base 310 to 1077 and encodes 255 amino acids. The transcript has 2 exons. Lineage: Eukaryota; Viridiplantae; Streptophyta; Magnoliopsida; Solanales; Convolvulaceae. Gene Ontology annotation, molecular function: ubiquitin protein ligase activity; ubiquitin-like protein conjugating enzyme binding. Gene Ontology annotation, biological process: ubiquitin-dependent protein catabolic process. The record is from RefSeq and is a predicted model, not a curated record.